Bipolaris maydis ATCC 48331 is the source of this 370-nucleotide messenger RNA. RefSeq lists its product as uncharacterized. Lineage: Eukaryota; Fungi; Ascomycota; Dothideomycetes; Pleosporales; Pleosporaceae. Gene Ontology annotation, cellular component: cytoplasm. The record is from RefSeq and is a predicted model, not a curated record.
UACACCGCAUCCUUCCACCACUCAACAACCGCCACCCGCGACAACAUCCAUACCCGCCACACUCUUUGGUACAGUGAUCGCCAAACAACUCCCCAAGACCCAACUCCGCUUCGCCCCAUACUCUCCACAAUGGUCCUCGGCAAAGUCGCACAUUACGCCUUUGAUGCGGUCCUAAUCUCCGCUUUCCUGGCUGGCGUCCGGCGCUCAACUGGCCUCACACCCAGUCUAAAGCCAGAUUCCUUCAGCGAAAACCCCAGCGCCCUCAAGUGGUUUGAAAACUACCUCUGGGUCGGCGAGACCGUCAUGGACCAGAGCGUCGCCCUGUUCGGUGCCAGCUCGUACUUUGAGCGCAAGCGAUAAACCGUUCCUU